Molecule: messenger RNA, 1181 nt
Organism: Ostrinia nubilalis (European corn borer)
Lineage: Eukaryota; Metazoa; Arthropoda; Insecta; Lepidoptera; Crambidae
Product: oxidoreductase-like domain-containing protein 1
Exons: 3
Coding region: 81-437 (118 amino acids)
Cellular component (GO): mitochondrion
Source: RefSeq, a predicted model, not a curated record
AAGUAGGAAAAUAUUUUGGUUUUUACGUUCUAAUCGAAUUAUUUAAUCAUUUCAAAGAAUUAUUUUAUAAAUAUGCAUAAAUGUUGAAAUCCAAAGCUUUAUUACAAUCUGCCAAGAUAACUUUGGUAAAACCAAAAGAAUUAACAGUUCUUACACACUCCAAAAGAACAUGUACUACUCAAACAAGUGCUACAGAAGAGGAAAAAGAAAAGGAACUCGAGAGGAUAGCCAAAGAUGCCUCAAUAGAUGACCCUCCUACGGCUUGCUGUCGCUCUGGCUGCUCCAACUGUGUGUUCAUAGUGUGGGCUGAAGCACUAGCCAACAAGAUGCAGAAUGCAGGGCCGGAAAUACAAGAAAAGGUACUUAAAAUGGUGGAUGAUCCCUCAAUGAAAGCUUACUUGGAAAUGGAACUAAGGAUUCGGUUUAAAAAAAAGUAGAUAGAUGUAGAUAUAGUCAGCAGCAUAUGAGACUAAAUUUUUUUGCUUGAAAAUGUCAUCUAUCUCAACUAAUUAAGGUGUAACAAAUAAAUGAAAAUGUGAAAAUAAAUAAAAAAAUAACAGUGAUUAUGUCUUAAUAUGCUGUUGUCCAUACACUUUAAUAUGUAGUCCUGUAGAUUAUUGUAACUAGUUUUACAGUAGAUAGACCUGUAAAUAAGUUUGUGCUAUUAAAUUUGAUUGUUAAUAAGAUAUUAAAAUUUUGUAAGUAAUUAAGAUGUUAUCCAUCUAUAUAACUAGUCAUUAGAUAUUAUUGUUGUUCCUUAUAUCUAUGUAUUUGGAAUGUAAUAGAUACCUGAUAAUAAAAUACUGUUAUUUAUUUAUCUCUAUCUAUCUGAGUGGUUCUUAAACCUUUAAGUCACGAGGGACCAUUAUACCAAAUUUCUAUCUUGUCAGGACCACUUUUUUUUUUUUUCAUUAUCCUGUAAAAGGGGUGGUCGAUUUCUCGCCCACUGUGCGCCGUUUGCAUUGUUUACUCGACUCUUCACGUCACGUCACUUGUUUAUUACGACGUCUUCGCGGACCACUUGAAAUUCCUCCAGGGACCACCAGUGGCCCGCGGACCACCGGUUAAGAACCACUGAAUUCUAUGUAAACCCUGUCUGCCAUCUCUCUUAUCUAUCUUGGAGGGGUAAAAGAAAGUGCAAUGAAAUUUUAUUAUAAAAAUUUAUUUAUUCAUCAUCAACA